Molecule: messenger RNA, 7832 nt
Organism: Sitophilus oryzae (rice weevil)
Lineage: Eukaryota; Metazoa; Arthropoda; Insecta; Coleoptera; Curculionidae
Product: sortilin-related receptor-like
Exons: 21
Coding region: 119-6529 (2136 amino acids)
Biological process (GO): post-Golgi vesicle-mediated transport
Cellular component (GO): membrane; Golgi apparatus
Molecular function (GO): protein binding
Source: RefSeq, a predicted model, not a curated record
GGCAUUUGACAGCCUUAACGCAGCAAAAUCAAGUUUUGAUCACGUUUGAUACGUUUUUGUUUUCAUAUUCGUUCGCACAGCGCACAGCUGACGAGCGAUAUUGUACGUGUCUUUAAAAAUGCACCAGAACAAAUUCGUCUUUAUAUUUCUAAUAUACGCGCUGUAUUUCGUGGUCAAUACGAACGGCGACAUCGAAAAACACAUAAAAACUAUACACGGCAAUCGAGAUCCGCCGGUCAAUAGAAUUUACGAGUUCAUAGCGGAGGAAUCUGACGAUAUAUCCACGAAUAAUGGGGCCGAAAGAUAUAAACGAGCAUCUCCUUCAGUACCUGAUUCUGUAGUGGACCCAUCUACUAAGAUUAAUCAUCUUAAUGAUACCCACAAACAGCUAAUGGUACAUUGGGUCGGAGAAAACAGCAAAGUGGUAAUUUGUUUGGCCCGUGAUCCGUCGUUCGGUCUUUUCGAGUACCAGCAAGUGAACCCAUCGGCUGUUUACAUCUCGUACGACGAUGGCGACACCUAUGUUAACCAAACCGACCAGUUCAAACUACCUGACAACACCACUUACGCAACGCUGGAGAAGUUCUACAAUCAUCCUCAAUUCAACUCAAUAUUUGUGUUUACUGACAUAAGACAUAAUAUGCUGUACGUUACCACAAAUCAUGGAAAGGAUUUCAACAGAAUAGCACUGAAUUUCACUCCAAGUGAAUUGUCGUUUCAUGAACUCAGCAAGACAACUUUCGUAAUUUUGGACAGGAACGAUACAGAGAACAAGCUCUGGAUAACCGAGGAUUCCGGCAAAACGUUUCGAAGGGUGCACGAGUACGUCAAGGCUUGUUAUUGGAUCAAGGAUGGCGACAGUCACAAUCUGUUGGUUCAGAGAAUGGAACCGGGACAGUCUACGACCAUUUUGUACUCGAACGAUCUGUUUCGGGGUCGCAGGAGUCGAAUUUAUGCCGCAAACGUUCAAGAUUUCUUUCUCAAGAACGACUAUAUCUUCACCACGAGAAAAAACACAAAGGGCGACUUGGAGCUAUACCUCUCUUACAAGCUAGGCAGACAGUUGCCUUGCGUCUUCGACACGUCUCUGAACAUGAGAAACUUCUUUGUAGCUGACGUAAACAACAACAGGGCCUUGGUAGCUGCAAGUCACGCGGAAAACAGCUCGAAUCUCUAUGUCUCUGACAAUCUCAAUGGCAAAAAUGGUAAAAUAUACUUCACUCUUUCCCUGGAUGAUAUUUUUGCGUUCUUCCCAAAUAGCACUUGGCAAGGGACAUGGCUUCAUCACAUAUCCGAGGACCCAUUUGUCGACAUCUACAAAGUCGAAGGUCUCGCAGGCAUCUACAUAGCCUCGAGAGUAGUCUCGCGCAUUGAUAACAACAACCUAGGCCCCCAACACCUCGGUUCUGUCAUAACUUUUGAUAGUGGCGCCACCUGGCGACCGAUACAACCCCCCGCAGUUGACGUAGAAGGCCAAAGCACUAGUUGCCUACCUUCAAGAGGCUGUUCAUUACAUUUAAGCCAGAAAUUCAGUCAGCUUUAUCCCGAAAGCAGAUCUGUCAGUAUCCUGUCAAGCGAGUCGGCUCCAGGUGUCAUUAUAGCUACCGGCGUGCUUGGAAACAACCUCAAAGGGCAUUACGGAGUGUAUAUUAGUGUUGAUGCGGGCUUAACAUGGAGACAGAUACUUAGAGAGUUGUAUUUCUUCAAUAUGGGCGAUCACGGAGGUGUAAUUUCCGCUGUGAGGUAUUUCAAAAGUAUUUUUUCGACCAGGCACAUCCUGUAUUCGAUCGACGAAGGUGAAACGUGGAACCACACGAUAUUUCACGACGAAGAGAUCAAAUUAUACGGACUUAUGACGCAGCCAGGCGAAAAUACGACAGUGUUUACCAUGUUCGGAUCGCUGCCUCAAGAACACAAAUGGAUCAUAGUGAAAGUCGAUUUUGCCAACGUUUUUAAGUCAGUGUGCAAAGCUGAUGACUAUAAAAUGUGGUCGCCAAGUCAGACUGAAGAGAAUCGUAGUUACAUCCCGUGUAUUCUUGGGGAACAGACGGUGUAUCAGAGAAAGGUACGUCAUACAAACUGUCUUAACGGUAAAGACUUUGUCAGGAUGGUGUCGAAGAAGCCUUGCGAUUGUGAUGUCCUCGAUUUCGAGUGCGAUUAUGGCUUUAGUAAAGUGGCCGAGAAGAUUCCAAGGUGUAUCGUCGAUAAGAAGCUGCAGUCUUACGAUCCCUACAAACCUCCUGCUGACUGCGUUCCCGGAGGAUUUUACACCAGAACCAAAGGUUACAGGAAGAUUUCGGGGGAUAAAUGCGUCGACGGCUUCGAACGACAUUAUUUGCCCGAUGUCGUGCCCUGUCCCUUCAAAGAAGCAGACGAUUUCCUUCUAUUCGCUCAAAGAGAGGUCAUUUCUAGGUAUAAUCUAGUAACAGGCGUGAUGGAACCUUUACCAAUCAAAAACCUGAAAAACGUGAUCGCCAUAGACUUCGACAUGGAGAACAACUGCGUUUACUGGGCCGACAUCAAUCUCGACACCAUCAACCGUCAGUGCUUCUCGAACGGCAGUAAACUCGAAACUCUAGUCUCCCACGACCUAGCGUCCAUCGAAGGCAUGGCCUACGACUGGAUAUCCAAGACUCUGUACUUCGUGGAUGGCACCAGAGCUAAAAUAGAGCUGAUAAGGACCGAUAUCAACCAUAGUGGUAGAAUGAGGAAGACUAUCUUGGACGGAAGUAUUCUUAAGAAGCCUAGAGGUAUCGCCCUUCACCCUCAAGCGGGUUAUAUGUUUUGGACUGAUUGGUCCGCCGAGAAUCCUUCGAUAAACAGAGCUAAUCUAGAUGGGACUAACAACAUGACGUUGUGUGGAAAAGAUAAAGUUGAAUGGCCCAAUGGAAUAACUGUGGAUUACAUGGCUAACAGGAUCUACUGGGUGGACGCGAGGAAAGACUACAUAGGCAGCUCGGAUCUACAUGGAGAUGGAUUCCAAAGAGUGGUGCACGACGCUGACGUAGUGUCCCACCCUUUCGCAGUGGCGGUGUUCAAGAGCGUGCUGUACUGGGACGACUGGAAAAAGAACGCCAUCUACAGUAGCGACAAGGACAUCUACAAAGGCGUAGACGUGGUAGUGAAAGACUUGGCGGGCUUGAUGGAUCUGAAAGUGUAUGGUCAUGGAAUUCAGUUUGGUAAGAACGCCUGCGCCAACGCCUCCUGCCCCUACAUCUGCGCCGGCCUGCCCAAGAACCGGCACGCCUGCCUCUGUCCCGACGGCAUGAUCGCCGACAAGGAAGGGUGCCUGUGCCCGGGCGGCGCGGCGGCCCUGGCCAACGGCACCUGUCCCUCCGUGGGCAGCUCGUGCAGCGCCGACCACUUCGCCUGUGGCAACGGGCUGUGCGUGCCCAAAGGCUGGCGCUGCGACGGUGAGGACGACUGCGGCGACUACUCGGACGAAGCGAGGUGCGGCUCGCAAACGUGCCCGCCUAGUUUCCACGUGUGCGGGGACGGCAAGUGUUUGCCGCACUAUUGGAGAUGCGACUAUGACGUGGACUGCAACGACGGGUCCGACGAGCUGAACUGCCCCCGGCAGAACUGCACCGAGUCCCAGUUCGCGUGCGAGAACGGCCGCUGCAUCUCGAAGAACUGGCGCUGCGACGGCGAAAACGAUUGCAGGGAUAAUUCGGACGAGCGCAACUGCGAUCCGGCCCAACCCACCACCUGCAAGGGCGAGGACGAGUUCCAGUGCAAGAGCGGCGCGGUCACCUGCAUUCCCAGCACGUGGAAAUGCGACAACGAAUCGGAUUGCCGCGAUGGUUCUGACGAAUUCAACUGUUCGAAUAACACGUGCACGGAGAACCAGUUCUCGUGCGGUCCGCCCAACAACCGGUGCAUCUUUAGCACGUGGGUCUGCGAUGGAGAUAAAGAUUGUCCAGAUGGCAAGGACGAAAUGAACUGUACCGAUAACUUGCCCAAACCCGAACCUCCCAAACCAUCAAACGACGGAUUUUAUUCCAAGAAUGGUACUUGUCAAGAAUGGAUGUUCCGUUGUCGCAAUCAGCGCUGUAUACCCUUCUGGUGGAAAUGUGACGACGUGGAUGACUGUGGAGACGGCAGCGAUGAGGAAGGAUGUACCAAACCCGUUCCUUUACCACCAGUACUCCAACCCUCUACAACAGCAAAACCAUACUUAUGCAAAAACAACCAAUUCCAAUGCUGGACGGGUCAGUGUAUAUUGAAUGCUUGGCUUUGCGAUGGUAGUUUUGACUGUCCAGGCGGAGAAGAUGAACAACACUGCGAAGGCACCAAGAACAACUGUUCCGAACCGGGUCAGUUCAGGUGUAGAGACGACGGCAGCUGUAUAGCGAUGUCCGAAGUAUGCGAUGGCAAACCUGACUGCCCCGACAAAUCCGAUGAGCUUUCCUGUUUGGAGCAGUACGUUCCCAACGAACCAGCUACUCCUAGCUGCAAUCUGGGGUACUUCCCCUGCGACGGGGGCAGUUGCUAUCCCUUGGCGCUCAUGUGCGACGGCAACAACGACUGUCGCGACCUCUACGAUGAAAAAGACUGCUCCAAGAGAACCAAAGUUUAUCAAGUUAAAAGAAUCGUGACCGGUAGAAGAAGGACGAACUCCACCGCUUUAGGAAUUUUCUGGAAUAUCAGAAAUACACCCGAUCCUAUCGAGUUCAUGCCCUCUAUCAACGAGCUGGGAACGAACGAGUGGAAAAACGCCAGUUGGACGCAAGAGGAGGACUACACGUUCUACAAUUUGAAACCGUACACCCUGUACAACGUCACCGUUUACGUCAGAAGUGUCAAUUCUAAAACCGUGUUCCCGCCCGCAGUGUACGAGGUUACCUCGACGCUAGAAGGUAUUCCUUCGGCGCCAUUAAACGUCACGGCUAAACAGCAGAACGGGUCGCACAUUCUGAUAUCCUGGAACGCUCCGGUAUAUCCGAACGGCGUGAUUAGAAUGUACAAGAUCAUGUGGAAUUACGGGUCGGAACAGGCUCAUUUGGAACUGUACGGCAACGAGACUUCGCAUAUGCUGACGGCAGAUUUCGAACACAACAGAUCCUACACUUUUGUGGUUGUAGCAUUUAAUACUCUGCACCAAAGUGAACCAUCGUCUCCAGCAACCAUUACUUUCGAUGGAAAAACUAGCGUGGAUCCUAUUAAAGACUUGAUUGUUGCCAACGUGACCAACACAACUGUCACCCUGUCAUGGUCGUAUAAUGGAGAAAGCGACGGGUUUUCCAUUAACGUCACAGCGGACAAACAAUAUUCCAAACUGCCUCCUUACACGACGAAAAAUAAGAAUUAUACCGCUAUCCUUGCACCUGGCGCUCGCUAUGUCUUUGAGGUAUACGCCUUCCGCAAUGGUUUGCACGGACCCCAUUCUCAAAUCGAGACGGUCACUCGGGGAAGUCCCCUGCCCAUCAUCCAAAUAACCGAUUCAAGAACCGUCAAAGACGUUGGGACCACUGUGAAACUGUCAUGGCAACGGCCCGAAAAGUAUGGAAAGGUCGCCUGGACCUACGGAGUCUAUUACGGAAUUAACCAAGAAAAUCUCUUCAAAGCUGUCCGUUAUAGGACUCCGAACCUGACGGCGACCAUUCCAAAUUUGGACGCUUGCGAGACCUACAUGUUCUCAGUGGGCGUGGUCGCUCCCUAUGGCUACGGCCCGCUGUCAGGCAACCUAGAAUUCGUAACGACCUCCUUCAAUCCUAAAGCGCCCCCUAAGGAUCUGCAAGUGACACCCGAAGAACAGGACCCGUUGAGGAUGUUCAUCAGUUGGAAACCUAGCUGUAGCAUGGCCAAUAACAGUUCAUACACGUUAUCCGUCACCGAAUCAACCACCAAACGCGUGUGGAAUAUCAAGGUAGACAAACGGCUCAACCACAGCCUCGUUGUGGAAAAUGGUGGCGUGUACAACAUCCGCGUCUCUACCGCCGUCACCGGCGCCCUCUAUUCUAAGGUUGUCACUUAUUCCGCCCCGCCCAUCCCUCCGCCCGUCGCCUUCAGCGUCACUCCCCACGCCAACGGCAGCUACGUCCUCCACUGGGACGAGCGCAACGUCCAAAUCUACGGCCAGUACAAAUUCGAGGUUAUAGUCAACGCCGGCUCUGAUCUAAACGAGAAAAUAGCCAAUACGUUCGUAAUAGAUCACCCUCCUUUCGUCUACACGAAUAACUCGGCUAAAGAAUUCACUUUUGCCGUUAGAAUCAAGACCGACAAAGGUUAUAACUCGCUCGUGUCCGAGUCUAUUAAUAAACUGACUCAGAGAGUGGAGGAACCCGAAUCCGGAGGUAACGUAACGGCUAUAGUAGUGCCUAGUUUGUUGGUAAUACUGGCUUUGGUCGGUGUGAUCACGUUCCUGGUAGUGAGGAACAGGCGAUUGCAGAAUAGUUUCGUUAGGUUCGCGAAUUCGCACUACAGUUCGCGAUCGGGAGCGGCUACAUUCGAAGACACGGGCUUGGAGGAAGAGGACACGCCCACCAUCGGCCGGUUCUCGGACGACGAACCGCUGGUGGUUGCAUAACGGCUGACGAUAGUGAGAGAAGAGACAGACUUUUCGAAGGAUUCGGUAAUGUAGGAUCUAUAUAUCGUCCGUGAGUAAUUAUAUGUGUAAGCAGAUCGACUAUUCUAUUACCUAUUUCUAUAUAAUAUUAUAAAUGAUUGUUGAAACGUUUCCAAGUUUAUACAUUGCAUACAUACCCUAUUGACGUGUUUGUAAUCUUUAAUAUUAUUAUUAUUGUUAGAGUAGUGUGUACUAAGUGGUUAUAUGUAAACAUAUAUGUGAAACAAAGCCAUAUAUCCGGAUUUUUAAAAAGGAUUCUUUUAUGUUUAGUAUUUUCUUCUGUAUCAUUUUAGUAAUUCUAGUUUUUGACUUCUUUGGCUAUGUUCUUACAUUUUUUACGACAGUUUUAUUUCUUGUUUUCUACAAUAAAAUUAAUAAACAUUGCUCAAGAAAAAACAGUAAACAAACCAAAGUUAGUGUCAGCAUCGAUUUUAGCGGCUCUAGAGUGAUUCCGUAGCGUAAAAGUUGCUAAAACUAAACAACAGCUAUAGAACCGCUAAACUUUAGCACAGUUCUAAAGACAAAACAUAGACUCAUCUAAAACCGGUGAAUUUUAACUACAGAACUAAUACAGCUAAAUUUUAGUGACUUUUUACUUUUUAGUACAAAAAAACGGUAAAAAAUAGCGGUUCUAAGACCAAAAAAUUUGCUAAAAAUUGGUAGUUCUACUGAACUAAAAUUAUUAAAUUUUAAAGAUUCACCCGUAGAACACUAUAAUUUAGCAGAUGUAUAAACCAAAAAAUCAUUAAAUAUAGGCGGUUCUAUUUCACUAAUAUCUCUAAAACUUUAGCGAUUCUAAAAAAAAUUAGCAGCUCUACUAAAUUUUAGCAGUUCUAAUAAACAGUAACCUACUAAAAUCGCUAAAGAUUAGGCUGUCUUAAAAAUUGUUGAAACUUUUAACCAUUGUAAUAGUAUAAAAACAAGUUUUAGACCACUCUAGAAUUGCUAAAACUGGUGAUAACUUAAGUUUGCUAAAAAUGUUAGUCUUAAAAACCAAAUUCCUCUGUACGAACCCGAGUCUAAUACAUUAUAAUUUUCCUUGGUUGGCACUAGUGCCUAUCCAAUUCGACGCAAUAGUGUACAGGUAUCUUUUAGGGGUAUUAUAUAAUUUUAGGUCAAAUUUCUGUGAUAUCUUCUCAUUUAAGUUUUUUUAGGGUUUCAGCAUAAACGGAAUUUGACUGUGAACUAAGUUUUAUUUUUAUGUAUUAAUCGUACCUUGACUACUAUGUGUGUAAGAAAAUAAAAUAUUACCUUAUAAUUGAAA